AUGGAGAACGAGCUGCCUGUCCCCCAUACAUCCAGCAGCACCAGCAGUGCCAGCGGCGUCAGUAGCAGCAGCAGUAGCGGCAGUGGUGGCGGUGCCCGGCCUGUGGGGCCCCAGAUUUCUGUGUACAGCGGCAUUCCUGACCGGCAGACUGUGCAGGUGAUCCAGCAGGCCCUGCAUCGGCAGCCCAGCACGGCAGCCCAGUACCUGCAGCAGAUGUAUGCAGCCCAGCAGCAGCACCUCAUGCUGCAGACGGCGGCCUUGCAGCAGCAGCACCUCAGCAGCGCCCAGCUCCAGAGCCUGGCGGCCGUGCAGCAGGCAAGCCUGGUGGCCAACAGACAAGGGAGCACUCCAGGCAGCAGUGUGUCUGCACAGGCCCCUGCCCAGUCAUCCUCGAUCAACCUGGCAGCCUCCCCAGCAGCAGCCCAGCUCAUCAACCGGGCUCAGAGCGUCAACUCGGCGGCUGCCUCAGGCAUCACCCAGCAGGCCGUGCUUCUGGGCAACACAUCUUCUCCAGCCCUGACCGCAAGCCAAGCACAGAUGUAUCUCCGGGCACAGAUGGCCCAGCCAGGUAACCUGGUGCAGGUAGCUAGGAGCCUAGGCGGCACUGUUCCUUUGUCCCCUCAGCUCAUCUUCACGCCCACGGCCACCGUCGCUACCGUGCAGCCUGAGCUCGGCACUGGCUCCCCCGCCCGGCCCCCCACCCCCGCCCAGGUACAGAACUUGACCCUCCGAUCACAGCAGACACCAGCUGCAGCAGCCUCGGGCCCUACCCCCACCCAGCCUGUCCUGACCAGCUUGGCCCUGAAGCCCACGCCAGGUGGUAGCCAGCCUCUGCCUACCCCAUCACAGGGCAGAAACACCGCUCAGGGUUCCCCUGCAGGUGCCAAGUCUGGCACAACUGACAGUGUGACAGAGCCAUCCAAGAGAGGAGACAGCCACGGCAGUGUGCCCGGGAGCUUGGAGGGCCGGGCUGGGCUCAGCCGGAUGGUGCCCGCCGUGGCUGCCCACCCGCUCAUUGCACCAGCCUAUGCUCAGCUGCAGCCGCACCAGCUCCUCUCCCAGCCAUCCUCAAAGCAGCUACAGCCCCAGUUUGUGAUGCAGCAGCAGCAGCAGCCAUCACAGCAGCAGCAGCAGCCACCCCAGCCAUCACGGCCGGCGCUCCAAGCCCCAUCUCAUCCCCAGCUGGCCUCAGUCCCUCCAAGCCUGGCCCUGCAACCCAGCCCAGAAGCCCAUGCCAUGCCGCUAGGCCCAGUCCCAUCUGCCCUGCCUCUCCAGUGCCCUGCUGCCAACCUGCACAAGCCUGGCAGCUCUCAGCAGUGUCCCCCUCCCACACCAGACACGGGGGCUCACAACGGAUAUCCCGAGGGCCUGGCCCACACCCCUCAGCGCAGGUUCCAGCACGCCUCGGCUGUCAUCUUACAACUACAGCCUGCUUCACCGGUGCCCCAGCAAUGCACCCCUGAUGACUGGAAGGAAGCGGUACCUGGGGAGAAGUGUGGGUCGGAGACUCGGUCUGGCCCAUCACAGCAUCAGCAAGCCAUCAUCACUGCCAUGCCAGGUGGUCUGACUGUGCCCAAGAGCCCGAACAUCCAGCAGUCCCCAGCUCACGAGACAGGGCAGGGCAUUGUUCAUGCACUGACCGACCUCAGCAGCCCCGGCAUGACCUCAGGGAACGGAAACUCUGCCUCCAGCAUCACCGGCACUGCCCCCCAGAAUGGUGAGAAUAAACCACCACAGGCCAUUGUGAAACCCCAAAUCCUGACGCAUGUUAUCGAAGGGUUUGUGAUCCAGGAGGGGGCGGAGCCUUUCCCGGUGGGACGCUCGUCCCUGCUGGUGGGGAAUCUCAAGAAGAAGUAUGCACAGGGGUUCUUGCCUGAGAAACUUCCGCAGCAGGACCAUACCACCACCACUGACUCAGAGAUGGAGGAGCCCUAUCUGCAAGAAUCCAAAGAGGAGGGUACUCCCCUCAAACUCAAGUGCGAGCUCUGUGGCCGGGUGGACUUUGCCUACAAGUUCAAGCGUUCCAAGCGCUUCUGUUCCAUGGCUUGUGCAAAAAGGUACAAUGUGGGGUGCACCAAACGAGUGGGGCUUUUCCACUCGGACCGGAGCAAGCUGCAGAAGGCAGGAGCCACUACCCACAACCGCCGUCGGGCCAGCAAAGCCAGUCUGCCGACACUUACCAAGGAUACCAAGAAGCAGCCGACAGGCACCGUACCCCUUUCAGUUACGGCUGCCCUGCAGCUAACACACAGCCAGGAAGACUCCAGCCGUUGCUCAGAUAACUCAAGCUACGAGGAACCCUUGUCCCCCAUCUCAGCCAGCUCGUCCACCUCCCGCCGGCGACAAGGCCCGCGGGACCUGGAGCUCCCUGACGUGCACAUGCGGGACCUGGUGGGCAUGGGCCACCACUUCCUGCCAAGUGAGCCCACCAAGUGGAACGUGGACGAUGUCUAUGAAUUCAUCCGCUCUCUGCCAGGCUGCCAGGAAAUCGCGGAGGAGUUCCGUGCCCAGGAGAUCGACGGGCAAGCUCUGCUGCUGCUCAAGGAGGACCACCUGAUGAGCGCUAUGAACAUCAAGCUGGGGCCCGCCCUCAAGAUCUACGCACGCAUCAGCAUGCUCAAGGACUCCUAG
Messenger RNA from Rangifer tarandus platyrhynchus (Svalbard reindeer), 2631 nucleotides. Lineage: Eukaryota; Metazoa; Chordata; Mammalia; Artiodactyla; Cervidae. The record is from the annotation of a GenBank genome assembly.